Messenger RNA from Bacidia gigantensis, 3090 nucleotides. RefSeq lists its product as uncharacterized. Bases 1 to 3090 code for a protein of 1029 amino acids. The transcript has 2 exons. Lineage: Eukaryota; Fungi; Ascomycota; Lecanoromycetes; Lecanorales; Ramalinaceae. The record is from RefSeq and is a predicted model, not a curated record.
AUGCCUAUCCGCCAAAGCCCCGGGCACUGGACUCCCGGAUCACCUCGACAUGUGCCCGCUGCGGUAGGAAGCAAGCACGAGCAGAAGAGGUCUCCCGAGCAAAGCCCUUCGAAGAACCGGAACAGUCCAUCGCUGCAAGAAGACCUGCCUUCCCAUGAGCUCUCGGGGCACCAAAGGCAUUCCGGAGAUGGAGCAAUGUGCUCGGACAGAGCAGAGCUCAUAGAACGCAUCAAACGAGGAGAGUCUCCAACAUGGGUUCCAAGCCAGACUUUGCAACAGGAAUACCUGAAAGACAACCGCGAACCAAUUCCCACCUCAUCUACCUGGAUUCAAGAAGUCCAUCCGCCAUUAAUACCCUCACUGGAAAGUGAAUCAACACGAGCCUACUCAGCCCUGACUUGCAACGGUCGCGACCGUACCGUGCGAGAAGACGAUCGAAAUAGUCUAGCACCCUCAAAAGUUCAUUCUCCGUUUGAGAUUGAAAGACCGCGCUCCGCUCUCCAUUCUGGUGAUUUCAACCACGACCUCAAUACAUAUGUCCCAAAACCUACCCCAAUACAUUCACCUGACAACACCGAAGCUCAUGUGUUCCCUACCGCGGAGGUCCCGUGGUAUCCCUCUUCCCCGCCGUCCAGGCCUCAUGAUAUUGAGCCUUUUUCCCAACUGGAGAGACACAAUCGUAGACCCUUAAGAGCUAGGGCACCGUCCUUGAAUUCUUUCUCCACAUCAAGUUAUGUCCUGAAGAAGCCGACAACUCCACUUGUUCAGCAAUCAAACAACACAGAUCUGGAUCUCUCGGACCGGGACCGCUCUUCGAGCCCUGAUAAGCGGAUGUUUCGGCAUUCCCUUUAUCCUGGUGCCUUCCGAAACCCACAGUCUGAGUCUUCUGAAAAGAAUUCUUCACCAGCAUCCAGCUUGUUGUCACGAACGCAUCGACGAGAGGCUAGCUUUCCUAGUGUUCAUCAGUCCCGGAGGCUCGUGACGUCAAGCUGGAUUCUUCAGCCAUCGUCUCCGCCAACUCCAGCCUUUCAGCGGUCACGUCGGACGUCUUUUUCGUCAGAGGCAUCCUCUCGGCGCCGAGCCUCCAUGAUUGGGUCUUAUGAGGAGUCUAUAUUAAGAGGCAGGAUGUCCACUGCUCCAUCAAAGCCUUUUGAUUUCCAUGCCCACAUUGGCGUCCUAGGCCGGGGCAAGAGGCCCAAAAUGCCACCCCAUGUCACUGUGCCCUUCCAGGCCGUAUUUUAUGAUUGGUCUGUCAAUAGUGAUAGGACAGCCAUUCAUGACGAGCCAAGCCCGUACGUAGGUAAUAUUGAACUUCAAAAUGCCAAACUAGCCCAGGUUCCUUCAGCAUCUGAUGGUUUCGAAUUCCCUGCAACUGGUACUCAAAGUAUGGGGAUUGGAAACACUGCGGCUAUGAAUGUUGAUAGACCUGUUGAACCAUACCUUCUGGCAGACAGGAAGAGGAAGCGGAUGGAUUCAUUCAAACCACACGUUGGCAGCUAUCGAAUCCCACAGCAAGGACAAAUUCAAGUGGUUGUGAAAAAUCCUUACAAAACUGCUUUGAAGCUGUUUCUUGUUCCAUAUGAUCUCACGGGAAUGCAACCGUCUCAAAAAACGUUCGUAAGACAACGUUAUUACUCUUCUGGACCCAUCAUUGAGCGUCCCAUACCAUCAAGUCCCCGGUGCUUUCCUGCGGACUCGGAAAAUCAUAGCAGACCCAUUCUGCGCUAUCUGAUCCACUUGAAUAUCUGCUGCUCAGCAAAGAACCAUUACUAUCUGUAUCAGCACAUCCGCGUGGUCUUUGCGAAUCGUGUUCCUGAUGAUCAGGAACGGUUGACGAAGGAUAUUCAAGAGCCUAAACCUAAAUAUAGCGUUUGGAAGCCUCUUGUGGAUCCUCUGCCCACGCAGAUGUCAAGUUUUCUGGUACCGGCGGACGCGACUCCCAGCCGAGCGGCCCCUGAAUAUAGUUCCGUCGACGUAGGCUCCAAUAUACAUGGGUUCAACGUUUUUUCGGCGCGCCCAAAUCUAGCUAUAGGUAGCAAUCCUGCACCAGUGCCACCUAUUCCAUUUCAAUGGACUCCUUUACCGGAUGCAGUACUAAGCAGAGGGACCAAUGAUUUGGACGAGGUUGCGGAUGCGGACACAUCACAGCCUACCAGUGCUUCUAAAGUGUCGUUGACAUCCAUCGACGGGAUGGGCCAACAGGGCAGAUGCCUGAGCUCGGACAGCGGGGAUAGUGACGGCUAUACCAAGCUCCAGAGAGGGGACCUUGGCUAUGGGGGUUUCUUUGGUCGUGCAAGUACACCAGAGCCCGGCGAAGGCUUGCUUACUAGACGGUUACGGGGCUUAGACGUGCACAGAAGCUCUGAAGUGUUGGACAGGGAGGAAUUGCCACAUUUGCAUUACUCUCUUCAACUGAUCUCAGUCCGCCAUCCACAGCCAUCAUGUCUCUCCCUCGACUCCUACCCCUGCCGCCGCACAUACCCACAAUUCAAGACCACUCCACCGCGACUCAAGACCUCCAUCCGCCUCUCCAGCACACUCAAUUCCCUGCCCUUCUCAGACCCUCGCACGUACACCGUCCAAGAAAUUCAGAGCCUCGCAGCCUCUCCCCUGCCAGCGCGCCUCAUAAUCGACGUCCGCGAGCCCUCGGAGCUUCGCGAGACGGGUCGUAUCCCUGGCGCGGUCAACAUGCCCAUCACUUCGAAUGCAGACGCGUUCUAUCUGGGCGAGGAGGAUUUCCUGGAACGGUUUGGAUUUGAGAAACCGAGAGCUCACGGGCAAGAGGCUGUGGAUAGGGCGAAGAGCCCUUUUUCACCGAAGAUGAAAGCAAAGGAGGCGAGUGCGGGAUUGAACCAAGGGGAAGGGGAUAGCGGCGUUGGGAGUGAGGGGAGAGAACAUGACAGCGAUGUUGGAGGCGCUGAGCGGGAAGAAAGGGCAGGGGUGGAGGAGGUGAUCUUUUAUUGCAAGGCUGGGGUUAGGUCGAGGACUGCAGCUAGAUUGGCGAGGGAGUGGCAGGGUGUGAAGGUGGGAGAUAUGACGGGCGGAUGGAACGAGUGGAGUGGGAAGGGUGGAGCCGUGGAAAGGGAGUAG